AAAAUCCGAAGCAAAGACACAGUGGAGAGAUCCACGUGGAUGACCUGGAAAUCCGCAGUAUAAAAAUUUGGAGAAAAAAAAAUGGUGAAAUUUUUGCAAAAAAAAAAACUCUUAUAAAUUUGUUGUGAACGUGUUACUCACAGAAUUCUCGCCUUCACCGAAAAAGUCCUGGCGCGUAACAAACUCGUAACUUUUGCACUGCCAUAACUCACCCUUUUCUCUCGCUAUUAAGUUUACUCAUUCUCUUGUAUUCUUCUGUGUGUGUGUUUUUUUUUUCUCUCCUGUGAAACACUUUCGUUAUGGCAACUAUUAUGGUUAGCGGUGGUGCCGGGUACAUUGGCAGCCACACCGUCCUCCAGCUCCUCCACGCCGGUUACAAAGUAUUGGCCGUCGACAACUUCGACAACUCCUCCCCAGUCGCCGUAUCCAGAGUCAAGGAGCUCGCCGGAAAUUUGGCAAAGAACUUUUCCUUUGUCGAGUUAGACUUGCGGAACAAAGAUGCGCUGGAUAAAGUUUUUGCAAAACAAAAGUUUGAUGCUGUCAUACAUUUUGCUGGGCUGAAAGCAGUCGGUGAAAGUGUGCACAAACCACUAAUAUACUUUGACAACAACUUGAUUGGGACAAUAAUUCUAUUUCAAGUCAUGGCUGCCCAUGGAUGCAAGAAGCUUGUGUUCUCAUCUUCAGCAACUGUAUAUGGCUGGCCAAAGGAGGUUCCAUGUACCGAAGAAUUCCCUUUGAAAACGACAAACCCAUAUGGAAGGACCAAGCUUAUCAUCGAAGAGAUGUGUCGUGAUCUCCACGGUUCGGAUUCAGAUUGGAAAAUUAUACUGUUGAGAUACUUUAAUCCAGUUGGUGCGCAUCCUAGUGGUUUUAUUGGUGAGGACCCUCGUGGAAUUCCGAACAAUCUCAUGCCCUUUGUUCAACAAGUGGCAGUUGGCAGACUCCCUGCACUGACAGUUUUUGGAAACGAUUAUAAAACAUGUGACGGCACUGGAGUUCGCGAUUUCAUUCAUGUUGUUGACUUAGCAGAUGGGCACAUUGCUGCUUUGCGUAAACUGGAUGAUCCUAAAAUAGGUUGUGAAGUUUAUAACUUGGGAACAGGAAAAGGAACAUCAGUUUUGGAGAUGGUAAAGGCUUUUGAAAAGGCCUCUGGAAAGAAAAUUCCACUUUCAAUGGGUGAUCGUAGACCUGGAGAUGCUGAAAUUGUUUAUGCUUCAACGAACAAAGCGGAAAAAGAACUUAAUUGGAAGGCUAAACACGACAUCCAUGAUAUGUGUCGGGAUCAAUGGAACUGGGCUAGCAAAAACCCUUAUGGCUAUGGUAAAUCUGGAGAUUCCUCUAAGUGAUGUUUUGAUUUUUAGAUUAAGUAUAGAUGUUUUCUUUUGGGGUCUUUUUGAACCGUUACCUUUAGCCCUUCUAAGAUAGGAAAUCCUUUCUUAAUUAUCAAUUUCAAUAAUGUGAUAAUAAGUAGUGGUUUAGUUUUAUUCUCUAGUUAUCACAAUUUCAAUAAUGUGGUAAUAAGUAGUGGUUUAGUUUUACUCUAGUUAUUCUUUUCGGUUCCGGCUUCCAGUUAGUUGUUGAAUGAGGAUUUUCAUGAUCUUCAAGAACGUAUUUAUAAAUCUAAACCACACAUCAUAGAUUCUUACUUAGCAAUAUAUGUUUCGAUUUUCAUGUUU
Molecule: messenger RNA, 1676 nt
Organism: Vigna unguiculata (cowpea)
Lineage: Eukaryota; Viridiplantae; Streptophyta; Magnoliopsida; Fabales; Fabaceae
Product: UDP-glucose 4-epimerase GEPI48-like
Biological process (GO): galactose metabolic process
Cellular component (GO): cytosol
Molecular function (GO): UDP-glucose 4-epimerase activity
Source: RefSeq, a predicted model, not a curated record